Messenger RNA from Marchantia polymorpha subsp. ruderalis, 1097 nucleotides. NCBI's taxonomy places the organism in Eukaryota, Viridiplantae, Streptophyta, Marchantiopsida, Marchantiales, Marchantiaceae. The record is from the annotation of a GenBank genome assembly.
UUAGGGUUCGUGGUGAGCUCCCCAGCGUUUGUUCGGCGUUUGGUCGACAAGUGAGUCCUCUCAAUUUCCGUGUUGUCCCUGUUAGAAAUCUUUCGAGAGAUUUUCCGAUAACGGUCGCUGGAGUCGAUCCGAUUGGUUCGGCUUAGAAGACGAGACAAGCCACCAUGAAGGUUGUUGCUGCAUACAUGCUAUGCUUGUUGGGUGGCAAUUCCAACCCUUCCGCGAAAGAUUUGACGGCUGUCUUGAGCUCAGUUGGGGCCGAGGCCGACAAUGCAAAAAUUAGUUUUCUCUUGAAGGAACUGGAAGGCAAGGAUAUUCUCGAGGUCAUUGCUUCGGGUAGGGAAAAGUUUGCUUCCGUUCCAUCUGGAGGUGGUGGCGGUGUGGUUGUCAGUUCUGGUGGCGGUGGUGGAGCUGCCCCGGCAGCUGCUGAGGCACCCAAGGUCGAAGAGAAAGAGGAGGCAAAGGAGGAGUCUGAUGAUGACAUGGGAUUUGGCCUUUUCGAUUAGAGUAGUCCAGCUUUAGUACGACUGUAUUAUCCUUUGUUCUCAUCACGGCCGACCACGCCAACCUCUCCAAAUCACCUUCAAUUAUUAGGUUCCAGUGCACUAUUAGGCUUCAAAAUUCUUAGGAAGAGGAGGCUGUGAUAAUUAAGCGGAGUUUUACAGGUUGAAGUCAGUGCGAUUGAUUUCAUGAAGCAAUUUUGACAGCAGAGAUGAUUCUAAAGGAAAUUAUGGUGCGUUCUAACAGAAUUCUUGCGUGGAACGAUGGGUGGCUUCAUGUGUGUGGUGUGUGCCAAAUCUCUUUAUUUUAACUGCUGCUCUCUUGAUUCGUGAAUCCGUGGGUUUGUUUGAUAUUCUCACAUUUCAAACGCUUAUUAUCUACUACCUAUGGUUGAAGAUCAGUCUAGGCACCUCCUAUUGUGGAAACAGACGUAAAUUUGUACCUGCGUCGAUGAAUGCAGAAAACCAAAGUUUAUGGUGACCCACGAAGCUACAUUGUUCUUUUCCUGCAACUUGACUCUUCGGGGCAUAGCAUAUAUUCCUGCAUUCAUGUAGUCUUGAGUUGUUAAUAACUAGCACUCAUAGACGAGAUCAUGC